This is a messenger RNA of Pangasianodon hypophthalmus (striped catfish), 8306 nucleotides long. RefSeq names its product galactose-3-O-sulfotransferase 2 (gene gal3st2). The transcript has 4 exons. Gene Ontology annotation, cellular component: membrane. The coding region runs from base 142 to 2076 and encodes 644 amino acids. Gene Ontology annotation, biological process: glycolipid biosynthetic process. Lineage: Eukaryota; Metazoa; Chordata; Actinopteri; Siluriformes; Pangasiidae. The record is from RefSeq and is a predicted model, not a curated record. Gene Ontology annotation, molecular function: galactosylceramide sulfotransferase activity.
GUCAGGAGUCACAAGUGCGUUGAGAUGAGCGUCGGUGAGAGAGGGACUGUGGAGUGCUUGGUACCGGGGACUCGGCGGGUGUGGCUCUGCAUCUGUAGCCGCGUCUAGUGGCAUGCGGUCCGCGUCAGACACAGCGACACCAUGUUCCCGCAGCUGAAGCGCGCGCUCCGGGAAAGAAACGCGUCUUUCCGGGGAUCCAUCCCGCCGUGGAGCGCGUGUGUAAGGACAGUGUUUUCCACUCACUUGCGUUUUAUAUGGCAUGUUCUGAUGUUUCUGACCGUACUGUGUGUGGGCCUGCAGUUACUGAGUGCGGUUCGUCAGUCUUGGAACUUCAAGACCAGACCAUCUGACCACCAUUUGAUCAAUCCUCUUCUCAUUGAACAGCGAGAUGCUCAGUCCGUCAUGGAGGACUAUAAUUCAAACCAAGCCGCCUUCCACCGUUUCCAAUGGAGCGAUGGAAAAGACAAGGGACCGAAUCAGAUUUCAGAACCUGCAAGCAAAAAUCUGGACACAACUCCAGCUCGACGUCUUGCUAGCACAUCCGGGAGGAUCUUGAUACCAAAUCAGCUAGCAAGCAAAGCAGAUAUACCACAUGACCCCAAAGGCAAAUCAGUGGUUGACCAGGAAGUCCCAAGACAAUCACAAGCCCAAAUUUUGUCACAGGACCGUUUUCAGAAAGGAUUUCCCGACCCUCGAUCAUCUGGUCAGAGAAAUGAUGUCAAACAAGCAUCAAGCUUUUUAACUAGCGACCGAAAUGGUAAAACGUGUCAACCCAAGAACCAUAUCGUCUUCCUGAAAACACACAAGACGGCCAGCAGCACCAUCCUCAACAUCCUGUAUCGCUAUGGCGACACCAACAACUUGACGUUUGCGCUGCCAGUGUACAUGCACAGCCAGCUCUUCUACCCGAGGUACUUCAUGUCGCACUUCGUCGAGGGCAUGAAGUCUCGCCGAGGGACUGAGUUCCACAUCAUGUGCAACCACAUGCGCUUCCAAGGGUCUGAGGUGAGAAAGGUCAUGCCCUUGGACACGUUUUAUUUCUCCAUCCUGCGCAAUCCAGUGUCCAUGAUGGAGUCCAUCUUCACGUACUACAAAGCAAUCCCAGCAUUCCACAAUUUCAGGACCCUCGAAGACUUUCUGCUCGACAACGGCCGUUCUUACAACGCUAGUUUGCCUAAUAAUCAUUACGCUCUUAACAUCCUGACCUUCGACUUUGGCUUCAAGAACUCAGCACUAUCGGACAAAGCAGAACUGGAUGAACGAGCCAUGGCUAUAAUUUCUGCCGUGGAGAAAGAAUUCCACCUCAUCCUGAUCUCGGAGUACUUCGAUGAGUCUAUGGUGUUGCUCAGACACGCCCUCUGCUGGCCACUGGAGGAUGUCGUGUCAUUCCGCUUGAACAGCCGAAGUGAGAAAUCGCGCAAAUCACUGAGUGCGGAAAUGAUCGAGCAGGUGAAGAAGUGGAGCUCGUUGGAUUGGCGGCUGUACCGACACUUUAACACUAGCUUCUGGAGGCGGAUAGAUACAUCGCUAGGUCGUGCUAAACUCCAAGAGGAAGUGGAGCUUCUCAGAGCUAGAAGGGCAGUACUGGAGAAAACCUGCCUUUUAGGGGGCAAAGCUGUGGAUCCAGAUCAGGUACAUGAUUUGUCAGUGAAGCCAUUCCAGUAUGGCCAAGCAGUUAUCCAGGGAUAUAACAUCCGCCCGGGAUUGGACAACGACACGCACCGUCUUUGUCAGAGGCUCAUCACACCCGAGCUGCAGUACACCAGGGCUUUGUACAUUAAACAGUUCCCUGAUAUCGCUGCUAAAAUUGCAGCUGCUAAAAUUGCGGCAGGAAACAAGCGCUCAACCACUGCCAAACACGUCAUAAACGCUAAGAGAAACAGCCCCAGCGCGACUGCUGCUCUGAAGCGCAACUCAACCGUACAAAGCAGGACAGAUUCUGUUCGAAACAACAGCAACUCACAAACUGGCACACUUGAUAAGGUGCAAAAAGAUAAUACAGUUACAUUAGCCAAAGACAAUAUGGUUGUUAAAGGUAAUGCUAACUCGACUAAAGCAAAGCAACACAAAACAUGAAGACAAAUGAACCUGAACCUGAUAAUAAACAGUGAAUUAUGCUAAAUGUGCCUUAGCCUUUGCUGCUGCGCACAUUAGUGACCUCUUGAUGUUGUGGAUAAGAUAUUAAUUCGUUAAAGAUCUUAAAUACAGUGGUCAGAAAAAAAAUACAAAUGAAUUUUCAAAUGCUAUUUACACAAAACUGAUCAGUUGUUGGUUCUUUUACUUUUGAUUAGCUUUGCUAGAUCCUUUUUUGGUCUUAAAGUCAUGGGUACUUUGUUAGUUAGGGGGAAUAUUUGUAAAUAUUUCACUGUUUUUCAGACAAAAUUAUUAUUAUUAUUAUUAUUAUGCUAAUGUGAACUGGCCCUAAUUCUGUAUGAAUACUCACAGUAUAUCAUUACUGUUUUUCAAAUCCUUAAAACUGGAAUACAAGUAUAAGAAAACGGUUAUUUUUACUGUGAGAUGGUAAAUACGGGUGUUUGUCCUCUGAAUGAGAUGGAUCAGACUAAAUAUCACAAUCUAAAUGCUGAUUUUUCUGACAAUUUUUCAGUUUUCUCUUGAAAGAGGAAUAAGUAUACAAGAUUAUGUAUACAAAAAUACAUGUAAAUAAUUCAGUGGUGAGUUUUCACUUAAAAAUCGCCAUUUAGAAAACAGUGAAACACUUCAGUGUUUUUUUUCCCUGUUUUGAGAUUGUAUAAAUAAGGUUUGUAAAUGUACUUAAUAUGAAAUUCAUACAGCUGAUAUAAACAGUCUACACACUCCUGUUACAAUGGCAGGUUUUUGUGAUGUAAAAAAAAAAAAUUAAACCAAGAUAAAUCAAGAUAAAAAUGUCAGAACUUUUUCCACCCUCAGUGUGAAAUUACAAUGUAUACAAAAUAAGUGAACAACAAUCAGAAACAUUUUAGGGAAAAAUAGAAAAAAAAAUGCAAUAAUCUUGUUGCAUAAGUGUAUACACCCUUUUAAAAUUGGGGGUGUGGCUGUGUUCAGAAUGAACCAAUCACAUUCAACCUCAUGUUCAAAAGUAAUUAUCAUACAGCUGUCAUCAAUUAAAUUAUUCUGAUUAACCUUUCAGCAACUGGGUUAUUGUAAGUUUUUUAUUUUUCCUAUUUUUGCCUAAAAUGUUUCUGAUUGUUUUUCGCUUAAUUUUUAUACGUUGUAAUUUCACACUGAAGGUGGAAAAGGUUCUGACAUGAUAUAUCUUGGUUUAUUUAUUUAUUUAUUUUUAAAAAAUUUUUUACAUCACAAAAACCUGCCAUUUUAACAGGGGUGUGUAGACUUUUUAUAUCCGCUGUACAGUAUUUGUGAAAAAGAACUACAAAAAUGUGAGGGGGGAAAAAAAUCAAAAUGAUUGCAAGAAGGUACGAGUGUCACUGAUUUAGAAUUUAUUUAUGCAUUAGUAAUUAUUAAUUUGUGCUCAACACUACAGUGCUUUUAAAAUUUCUUUAAAACCCAAAAGGUUUCUAGUUCUAUUGUUCUCCUGUUCUAUUGUUCUCUUUAAAAUUUAGUUUAUGAGCAUUUAUAAAUUAUGAGCAAUCUAUACAUUGGGCCUCGUUUAUGAAUCUUUUAGUAAAGUUGUGUGUAAGUGUUUUCAUUUGGCAAACCGAACUCAAAAUUCACACCAAAUUUACAGUAGUUUUGUCAACAAUUAUCAUUCUCACGUGAGUAUGCUGAUAAACGCCAAUCAGCCAUAAAUUACCAAGCGCAUUCACAGCACAGCUGAUUUACAUUUAGCCAUGCCCACAAAACUCCAUAAAAGGCAAAGCUUACAGAGUUGACAACGACAAAAUGGCAAAUAAACAUUGUAAACAUUGGAAGCUAAAUCUUCCAGUAAUGCAGCUCAGCCACUGCAGCUCAUCAGGUACACGCUAACACUUCCUUUUUUUAUGGGGUGCCAUUACUUUUGUUCUCUUAAUUUACAGAUUUGCUUUGGAACCCCUUCUUUCAAGCCAUUAAUACGAGAUAACGAUACGAAAUUGCUGUGUAUUUGAAAAAAAUAAGUGAUUUAAACUCAACAGCGUAAUCUCUAAAUAAAAUCGCAGUAACAUAUCAACAAUUGUACGAUUUGAAGCCAAUUAUUUGAGGCUCACAUUACUAAUAUGUAAAUUUACACAAACUCGCAAGCUCUUGUGGGAUACGAAUUCUUUUCCUAAACUAAGAGGAUUUUCUUGAACACUACAUUUCUUGUGUAAACACUCUUACGUUCGAUUUACGAAUAAAUUUGUUUGUAUUUAUAAAUGAGGUCCAAUGUCCGUGAAAAUGGCAUUACUAAGCCUUAUGCUUUUGUAACUCCAUUUUGCGCUGGUGGGAAUGGAAAUAGGAAACGAAGGUGAUGGAAUGACACUAAAAUCUUUUCAUAUUACUCUCUUUUAGAUUAAAUUAUGUUCAGGUGAUUGCUGAUGCCUAUGUCACAAAGAUCACGUCUCUGCAGAAUAAAUAUAUAUUUUUAAAACAACUGUUCCAGUUUUUCCAGAGGAAAUGUAUAAAAGUAGUAUUAGAGAAAUUGGUGCAAAUAUUUUUUGUAUUGUUCCACUUUUAGUAACAGAUUAAAACGGGUCAUUCUAAAACAAAUGGCACAUAAGGGCUAAUUGGAUUUCCAAAUUUGGCAAACCCUUCAGCUAACUUUAGAAUGCUGAAUACUUAUGGGAUGAGAGAUAUGAUUUGUGUCAGAAGUAUUCAUAAUUAUAAUUUGAAAGAAACUGAAAAGGAAAAAAAAAUCAAUUUAGAAAGGCUCAAGACUUUUUAAAUUAGCUUGCAUUCAAUUAGCUUAGUUCGAUCUUGUGCCUUUGUUAAAGUGUUCUCUACUUCCUGUUCACUUGUAAGGAACUAUUUUUGCUAAACCUUCUGUGUAUUGUUUAUUGAAAUUGAAUUAUUAGCACAAGUAGAAUUUCUGGGGCAAAUAAACUACAAUCGCAGUGAGUGGAAAUGUUAAUCGAGACGCUGUGUCAAUGAAGCUUAUCAGACAGACUCUGAAGCUAACCAGCGCAAAUUUCAUUCAUCUGGAGCGUCUCGCUCUGACCACCACCUUGCUUUUGACUACAUUUAACCCUGAACAAACCAAAACACUCACAUUCUCACUGCAAAUACAGCUAGCUAACAUUAGCGAAGGAUGCUAUCAGUGAUAACGGUGUUGCUAACUCUUUCACUUGUGCAAUUUUGCAAAGCAAUGAAUGAAAAUGAACUGAAAUGCAGUAAAUAUAAAACACUAACAUCAACGCUAACAUCCGGUAAUGUUACCUUAGCCAUAUAGCUGUGAAAGAAUUCUUCCAUAGUAAAUUUAUAGCCUUUAUUCAGUGCUGAAUUCUUCAAAAGUUCUCAAACAAUUUAUUAACAAAAGUUUAGUCUUUGCACCGUUAGCAAAGAUGAGGUGAAAAAUCUUUCCAUUGCGAGUGAAGGUGAUAUUAGCGCCAGUGUUUCUGUGGUAAACAUCAGCUAUAAGGUUACAGCUAGCGGUGGUGUUGUCAGGAUUCGAACUCUCGAUCUCCUGAUAAUAAGGUGAAUGCCCUUCUUUUGUGCCACUCAGAUGUGCUAUUGUUAUGUUUUUUUGCCUUCUAAAUCAGCUGCUAGCUCUAGCUAACUAGCAUAUGCACAGACAGUAAGUGUAGGUUGGUUUAAAUUUCUCACAAUCAUAACGGAAGACUGCAGCUGCACAAGCGAAAAAGUAAUUUUUGAGCAAACAAUGAGGGAACACGCGAAGACCGUUUCUGAUUAGCGAAACAAAAACACAAAGAAUGUCUCUUUAUUUAGUCGAGUGUUUCGAUUUUUAGGUUCAAUUAACUUUAUUUGAUUCACACCUCACUUUUGACACAAAUCUGCCACUAGCGUCUCAAGCACAUAAAGCUCUAGUGUAACCUCAGUUUUCUUUGAAAAAAAAUUACAAAUUCGUGUGAAUUUCAAAUGUAGCUUUUUUAAAGAUCGAUAGUUUUUUUGACUUAGACUCAAAUCAUGCUUUGUGUAAAUUGUGUAAUAUUUCUUCCAUGUUUUAUUUUAGUGUAACAAAUGUCACCUUCAGAACAAAAACAGUUAAAUUUAGCAAUACUGUCUCGAUGCUACCUUUUUAGCAGUCUUUUCUUCAAGUUUGGGAUCAAAUUCUGCUUUUACUUUCAAAGGAAAGUUUUGCCAGUGAAGCAAAUUAUCCUUUUCGAUUCCACUUUCAAAUAUAAUUACUUGAACAAGACGUGGUGUGCAUCCAAAUCUUACUUCUUUAGUUUUAUAUUUGGAGAUCCAACGCUAGUAAUGGAGGUUUAUUAGCAUUGUGCUAACUGUAUACCAAAACAUGUGGUGUCUGACUUUUAUGUAUGUAGAAAGUUUAACUAUCAAUUUAUUCUGUAGUGUAAUGAUUUCAACAUGCAGUUAGCAUGAUGCUAAAUGAUACCAUGACUUGUCAGCUAUGUUAAUCUCAUAGUUUUAGUGCUAAAGCUAAAGAAAUGACAUUUGGAAACUAAAUAUGCCUUACUGAGUACAUUUGAGGUAAGUGGAAUUUUUCGUUCCACUUGAAAGAAAAUAUUUUAACAAGUAAAAUUGUUUAAAAAUGCUGCUUAAUUUUCCUAGAAAGUGCAUGAGGCUGGUGGAUGAUUUAAAUUUUGUGAUAAAUUUUGCAUUUUAUCACUGAAGAGUUAGCAAGUUAGCAAAAUGUAUCAAAAUUUUUUCAAAAAUUUCUUGUCUGCAAAAUUCUCAAGUGUAAUUUUCUUAGAAAGAAUGAGCUGGUGGACAAAUUCAAUUUUGUGAUACAUUUUGCUAACUUGCUAACUUUUGGACUUCAGUGAUGAAAUGCAAAAUUUAUUGCAAAAUUUAUCACAAAAUUUAAGUGAAAAUCAAGCAGCAUUUUUAUUUUAUCAGUGAACUACAAAGUUAACAAGUUGGCAAAAUUUACAAAGUUGGCAAAAUUUCAACCUAGAAUUUUGUUUGUUUGUUUGUUUGGGGCAAAAUUUCUUAAAUGCUUAAUGUAAAAUAUAAAAAAGAUAUUAAAAAAAUGUAAAUUAUGGUAACUGUCAGAGCAGACUGGUUCUGUAUUCUGUAUUUAAAUUUGUCAAUUUAUUUGUCGCUUUAAUUAUUACAUAUUUAUGUACGUCUUUCUGAAUCAUGUUCAUGUCAAAAUUUUGAUUUCUUUUUUACUGUAUAUUUUGUUUUACAGUAAAUUGUCGUUUUCAGGUUUCAGUUUUCGAAUCAUUUUGAGUUUCACUUUGUCAGUGUACUUAUACACGGGUGGACGGUGUAAUAAAAAAAAAAAACUCAGAUGCAAGUCGAUAUACAAUCGACUGCAUUUCUUUAUUCACAGUGUGUGCGUCUGUGCAGCGUGUUUAUCCUCAACUUUAUCAGAGUUAAAACAGCUCGACAGCAGUGAAGUCAAAACAUCUGGUGCUAGCGAGAAAAGUCUUCUGUCAGAGUUUAUAGCAGCUCAGAUCCACAUUCAUAAAUACAUUUAUAAAUCUGUCUUGGGCUUGGGGGGAGGAUCUAAUGCACCUAUUACAGUAUUUAUGUAAUUACAACAGGCGUCAUUUUUCAAACUGGAUACAAACAAAUUUAGCCAUAAAUCAUUUGCAAGAACGUUUAUACAUGAAAUGUGGUAUUCAUGAUAAUCUAGUUCGUUCAGAAAAAAAAAAAAAAAACGCUUCCUGCAUUUUGCUCCAGAGUUUGUCUAAAUUUAUGUACACGUAGACUCACUAAUAUGUACCUUGAUUCAUUGCCUUCAAAUUGUAUAAUUGGUGACGAGUUACUCCGAUUUUAUCAACAAGUCAAAUAAGACUAGCCAUUCAAUUACGACAAAACUACUGGCGAACUGUAAAAGGAGAACGAGGAGAAGGAGAAUGUGUGUCUAUGUAGCCUAGACAUUGUGAUGGCUGAGCAGUAGCACUGGAAGAUUUAGCGCAUGCCACACUUUUACCGUUUAGUCGCCAUUUUCAGCUCUCUGUAAGCUUUGCCAUUUAUGGAGGUUCAUGGGUGUGGCUAAUCAGUUGUGUUGUGAUUCCACUCGGUCAUUUAUGGCUUGCCAUUUAUGAACAAACACAUGAAUAGGAAUAGAAUGAGUGAAACUUUUGUAAAUCUGGUGGCAAUCUUUAGUUCGGUUUGGCUUAUGAAAUCAUGUUCAUACAACUUACACAGAACUACUAAAAAAUUAAAUAAAUGAAGUUUUAUCGGUGUUCCUAUCAACCGCACUUCUGAAGAGUUGCAACAAGAUGAUAUCAUCAAAUAAGCGCCAGACAAACACACAGCUGGUGUGGUUGAAAAGAAAUAACUCGCAAGGGGAAAUACUC